Molecule: messenger RNA, 2733 nt
Organism: Rotaria sp. Silwood2
Lineage: Eukaryota; Metazoa; Rotifera; Eurotatoria; Philodinida; Philodinidae
Source: the annotation of a GenBank genome assembly
AUGGCCUUACACUUCAAUGAUAAUAAUAGUCGUUCAUCGUUUCCAAUGUAUUUUGGUCGUCAAACGAAAUUUGGUGAUGCUGCUUCUACACCAUUGAAAUUGAUUAAAUUGCAUGUCGAACAACAAGUGAAUGCAACAUUUCCGCUCAUACAUCAAGUAGCAACAACAAUGGUAUUUAAAAAUGAUCAAAAUCGAGUAUUAGAAGGAGCUUUGGAAUUUACACUAGCUGAAAAAGCUACAAUUUGCGGAUUCGAAAAAGCUCGUAUUACAUUCGAAAAAGAAGUUCGAAAAGGUGUUGAUCCUGGACUAGUCGAAAUGGUUCAAGGAAAUCUAUUUCGUACAAGAGUUUAUUCGAUACAAGCUGGAGGUAUACGAAUAGUACGUGUCAUUUAUCAAGAUCAAGCAAAAGUUGAAAAUGAUAAUUUUCUAUUCAAUAUUCCAAUCUACUUUACUACAACUCUCGACAAUUUAGAUAUUUCAUUAAUUUGUACACACACUUCAAAUCAUUCUCAACCACAAUUUCUUUCAGAUGUUAAAUUUCAACAGCCUUUUGUCAAUUCACAGGGAAAAUAUUGUUCUGAACUUCAUCUAGUCAAUGUUAAACCAUUGAAAGGUGAACAGUCUAUGACAUACAUGUUAAGAAAUUUAGCACCAGAACAAGCCAUUUACAGUGUAGAAAUUGAUUCUGAUGAUCGUAAUCAAGCCUAUUUUGCUCUUUGCUAUAUGCCACCAUUCCACCAAUACAAUACAAUGAUAGAUAAUAAUGAAAAAGCAAUGUCCAUUUGUCUACUAUGGGAUGCAAGUUUAAGUCGAGCCAAUGUUGAAAAUCGUAAUCAUGAAAUAAAUAUUCUCAAGAAUAUAUUAAACAUUUGUCAAUUUUUAACCGAUCUAUCAUAUGACGGUGCAACAAAUCUAUUACAACUAGCUACAAUUUCAACGAUUAUUCCAAAUAUAACACACUAUUUUCUAUUUAGUGAUUGUCUUUCGACUAUUGGUAGUGAUGAUUCGACACAGUUGAAUCAAUUAACGACAAAACCACUUUGGAUAUUUAAUGCUAAUUCGACACAUGAACCAACAAAUUUUUCAUUGAUUAAUUAUUUAACUAAUGUCAGCGGUGACGGUUAUAUUUCGCGUGACAAAAUCUUGGAUCAAAAUAGUGCAAACCAUAUCGUUCAAUGGGUUGAUAAGUCACAAGCACGAUAUAUAAGUACGGAUAUCAUCACUAAUGCAAAUGUUCAUGAUAUUUAUCCGAGUCAUUCAAUUGUGUUAAUACCAAAUGCAGAAAGAUUUAUACUCGUCGGAAAAAUGUCAUCAACAGCUUCAGCUAAGAUUGCUAUCAAUUUUUCUAUCUCAAAUCAAAUACAUCGUCAAGAAUUGAUAAUAGAUAGAGCAGAUUCAACACCUGAAAACUAUGGAUUAUUACGUCGUUUAUAUGCGAAACAAAUGUUAACUGAAUUAACUGCAUUUCCAGAAAAAAAUAAAAAGCGUAUUUUAGAUAUUGGUAUGAAAUAUUCAAUUGUGAAUAAUUUUACAUCCAUACUUGUCCUAGAAACAUUACAACAACAUAUUGAGCAUAAAAUAUGUCCACACCCAUCACGUACAACAUUAUACAAUGAUUAUAUGAAAUAUCAACAGAAUAAAAACCAAGAAGAAUCCACGAAAAGUCAAGAAAAAAUGACAGCUGUCUUAAGUUUAUGGCAAGCACGUUGCACAUGGUAUGAUAAAACGAUAACCGACCAAAACCGUAGCAAUGCGUUCAAAAAGAAAAAAUCUACUCGAUAUGAUAUGGAAGAUCGUAGCACACGACGACGAAUGCAAGCUUCUUCAAACUCUAGGAGAUGCAUACAUUUUGGAGAAAGUCGAGACGCAAUGGAGGAAUCCAUGGAAUAUGCAUCAUUGGUACACAUGAAUUCUCAAUAUCUGUGUAAAUCACACUCGGCUCGAUCUAGAAACUAUGCAGCAAUGUCUUCAAAUGAUGACGAUAUGAACGAAUGUACUCCUGAAAGGUACUCUCGUGCUAGUCAGUCAAGAUCAUACAAUCAAGUUCAACAUUAUCGCAAUGAUAUAUCUACGACGAGUGAUCAUAAUAAUACUACUAUUAGUAGUACUCAUACAAUUACUGUUCAAAAUUGGGAUCCAACCACACCAUACAUGGAAAAAAUUAAGUCAAGCAGUAACUUACAAACAGCUUAUCAGAUUUAUUUAAAUGAACGUCAAUCAUAUUCUAAAUCACCUUCAUUUUAUUUUGAUGUAGCAUCCUAUUUUUUCUUACAAGCUAGUUCUUUAAUACCACAGCCAUCAUUAAUUGAUAAAUUUAACCAACAUCAUUCAAUUUCAAUUUUUGAUAUUCAAUUAUUUUCAAAAAAAACUGACAGCAACAGUAAUGAUAGUAGUUCCAGUACAAACCAAUAUAAAGUUUUGGGUUUACGUAUUUUAACAAACGUAUUAGAGCUAGAAUUGGAAUCACCGCAAUUAUUACGAACUGUUGCUUAUAAACUUGUUGAACUUGGUCUUUUCAAUUUAGCCGAGAAUAUUUUUCGACAUACCGCCAAUUUGAGAUCGGAUGAACCACAAUCAUAUCGAGAUCUAGCAUUAUUAUUGCAAGAAUCUCAUAUUCAAAAUAAGAACAUUACAGAAAUAUCAGAUCUAUUUAAAAAAGUUAUAUUUGGUGAAUGGGAUAAUCGUUUUGCUGAAAUUGAAGUUACAGCAUUACAUGAACUUAAUUGGUUNUAA